GGGGCGAGCGCUGCACCGGUCCCUCUGAUCAGCCCCACAGCAAACCCCGGAGCAGCGACAUAGAUGAGAGCGAAGAGGGGCACUAAAACCUCAGCCAUGUCCACGUCCUUGCGAGUGAGCCCCUCGGUCCACGGCUACCGCUUCGACACAGCCCUGCGCAAGAAAGCCGUGGCCAAUAUCUUCGAAAGCAUCAACCAAGAGUCGCUCCAGAAACUCUUCAAGAACUCUGGAGACAAGAAGGCAGAGGAAAGAGCCAAGAUAAUCCUCGCCACCGACCAGGACUUGGAGGAGAAAACGAGAGCGCUGAUGGCGCUGAAGCAAAGGAAGAAAGACAAACUUCUCCAGUUCCUGAAAUUGCGGAAAUAUUCCAUCAAAGUUCACUGAACUGCCAAAAGGAACGGCAACGGAAGGGAAUAUUUCGGAACCAGACCGGUCGCGACAUCCUAACCGUGGCAUUUCCCUCUGCCUCGCAAGCCGCUGGCGGGACGAGCGGACCUGACGGACCGGCCGAGAGACUUCCGCCCCGGAGCACAGCCGGCGCCGGCAGCGCGCACGCAGCGACCGGCCCGGCCCGGCCCGGCCCGCCCCGGCGGCGCCGCGGGCACGGCGGCUCCGCUCCUGCGGCACCAGGACUCCUUAAGAACUUGUUUACUGACUUCAUCUGUUCGCUCUGUCUUUUUAAACUGGUUUCCUUAGAGUUUAAAACCUUUCUAAGCCUCGCUGUUUUUUGCUAGGAUGGAGGAUUCUGGAGAUUGAUCAGCUACUGAUCAUUUAUAAUUCUGCAUUUGUUAAAAUGCAUUUAAAUGCACUGUAUGGGUGCAGUAAGCUCAGCCUUCAGGGAAUGCAUUUGCUCUAGAGGCACACUACAUAAAACUGUACUUUUCCUUUCUCAAGCAGUAUGUGUACAUUAUAAAUCAUUUGCACAAGAGCAAUAAUAAUGACAUUUUUCUCUGAAUUAACUGUGAAGUUCCUUAAUAUUUUGUUCACUUCCCAUUAAAACUAAAUAUCAUAAUUCCAGUUCUUAUUUGUAUAGGUUACAAUAGAUAUUAGAAAAUUAUUUCAUGAUAAUAUUUUAUGAUAAUGCUAUUAUUAUACCAGCUAUAAUUUAUUGCAUAUGGCAAGCUGAAAGUUUAAUAAAUUAUAAAUGUAAUAUAAA
Messenger RNA from Rhea pennata, 1156 nucleotides. RefSeq names its product transcriptional and immune response regulator (gene TCIM). Gene Ontology annotation, biological process: negative regulation of Notch signaling pathway; endothelial cell activation involved in immune response. NCBI's taxonomy places the organism in Eukaryota, Metazoa, Chordata, Aves, Rheiformes, Rheidae. Bases 64 to 384 code for a protein of 106 amino acids. Gene Ontology annotation, molecular function: Notch binding. The record is from RefSeq and is a predicted model, not a curated record. The transcript has a single exon. Gene Ontology annotation, cellular component: cytosol; nucleus.